AUGAGCUGGCAUACAUUAUCCACAUAUUUAAACAUCAUAACCGUAGUCUUUAUUCUGCUCGAGAUGCAUACAUUUGAGGCAGCACCAGUUGGUCAGAAUUAUAUUAUCAUUGUUGAUGCUGGCAGCAGUGGCUCAAGAAUGUUCGUAUACACAUGGCAAACGAAAGCAGAGUCCUUGAGUGGUCUAGAAGAUGUGGAAAUUUUAAAGGAUGUAUCGGGAAAUCCUGUGGUAAAGAAGAAAACCCCAGGUCUUUCAAGCUUUGCCAACAAGUUAUCUGACAUUCCUGAUUAUAUAUCUGCUUUGCUGAGCGAUGCUGAGUCACAUAUCCCUCUGAGUAGCCAACCUAGCACCCCAUUAUUUAUUAUGGCUACAGCGGGAAUGAGGCUUCUUACACAGACGGAUCAAGAUGCAAUUUGGAAGCGUGUUCGAAGUCAUGUGAAAUCCACUUAUAAAUUCCAGUUUAAAGAAUCUCAUGCUUACACAAUAUCUGGUGUAGAAGAAGGUUUGUUUGGUUGGAUUUCUGUAAAUUACCUACUUGGAAAGUUUCGUUUACUUCCUGGGGAUAAUGGGCCUGUUAAACAACCUACUAAUGGCAUGCUUGACAUGGGUGGAGCAAGUAUGCAAAUAGCUUAUGAAGUACAAUCGACAGAUAAUCUACCAAGCAGCUUAGUAUCGGAAUUUUCCUUAACGAGAAAUUGGUUUUCUACAAAUCAACGAUACAAACUCUACGUUAAAAGUUAUUUGGGAUAUGGAAUGAAUGCAUUUCGAAGAAAGUAUGAACAGUACCUCUUCGAAAUGUUUGGGAUAAAUAAUAGUAGUAAACAAAAAGCAUCCAGAAUUGAGGAUCCUUGCUUACUCGAAGGUUUUAAUGUAAUAAGUGAAAUUACUCCUCGUCCAGUUAUUGGUGAGAUGCUUGAACCAGCGAGUGAAAAUUUUUCUGUUCAGUUUACAGGUACGGGUAAUAUGGAUAAAUGUAUGCAAAAUGUGGAACCUUUACUUAAUUUAAAUCAAAGUUGUUCUCCACUACCAUGUGCAAUUAAUAAUGUUGUUCAAUUGGAUCCAGACUUCAAUUCAGUGGAAUUUUAUGGCCUCAGUGAAUUUUAUUAUACUUUAGAAACAUUAAAAAUGAUCCCACCUGUUCAGUAUAAUUAUUCUUCAGUAUUAAGGAAAAUCGAGGAAACUUGUAGUACACCUUGGGAAACUUAUUUAUCAACACUUAGGAAAGAAAACACAAAUUUGUCUGAAGAAAAAUUUAAUUCAUUUAUAGGCUUUAAAAAAUUAAUAUGCUUUAAAGCUUCAUAUUUAGUUAGUGCAUUUCAUAAAGGCUUGCACUUUCCAACUAAUUAUGACAAACUUAUUCCCACUCUUGAAAUUAAUAAAAUCGAACUACAAUGGAGUUUAGGAGCUUUAUUAUAUAAAUUAAAAGCAACUACAAUAGACGAAGAAAAAAAACGGGAUAUUAUCGUGUUCACAGUGGUUAUUUUUUGUGUUGUAAUCGUUUUAAUAUUAAUAGCUAUUAUACUCUAUUUUACAGUAAUCAAACGUUUACGCACAAGUAAACAAGCACAAAAUGGUUCAAUUACAACAGAUAUGAACAAUUUAGAACCGAAUGUAAAAAGUAAUAAUGAUACUUUAAAUCAAUUAAAUGAUAAAAUGCCAUGAUUUUAAAAUAAUCAUUAUUCAAAUAAUA
Schistosoma mattheei is the source of this 1690-nucleotide messenger RNA. The record is from the annotation of a GenBank genome assembly. NCBI's taxonomy places the organism in Eukaryota, Metazoa, Platyhelminthes, Trematoda, Strigeidida, Schistosomatidae.